Molecule: messenger RNA, 1221 nt
Organism: Microthlaspi erraticum
Lineage: Eukaryota; Viridiplantae; Streptophyta; Magnoliopsida; Brassicales; Brassicaceae
Source: the annotation of a GenBank genome assembly
AUGGCAGAAGAGGAUGAGACUGAAUAUGCUUCUUUGUUGUUCUUCUUGUUCGUGCUCAAGACCAAUCAGGUUUUGUCAGUAUCGAUUGCGGUAUACCUGAGAGUCCCGCUCGUACCUGAGGAUUCAAGCUAUAACGAUGAGACAACAAACAUAAAGUACGUUUCAGAUGCUGCUUUUGUCGAGUCCGGGACAAUCCAUAGCAUAGAUCCUGAGUUUCAGACAAGUUCCCUUGAGAAACAGUUCCAAAACGUUAGGAGCUUCUCUCAAGGCAAGAGAAACUGUUACGACGUGAAGCCUCCUCAGGGAAAAGGCUUCAAGUAUUUGAUCAGAACACGUUUCAUGUACGGUAACUAUGACAAGCUAGGAAAAGCGCCAGAGUUCGAUCUUGUUCAUGUGUGCCUUGUUGAUAAAGACAAAGGAACUCCAUUCUUGUCCGUGUUAGAACUCAGGCUCUUGAAAACCGACACUUACGAGACUCCUUAUGAUUCAAUUAUGCUGUAUCGAAGAUGGGAUCUCGGGUCUCUUUUAGACCGUCCUGUCAGGUACAAAGAUGAUGUGUAUGACCGUAUAUGGAUGCCUCUAAAGUUCGCAAACAAUAGAGUCAUUACCACGAACCUGACGAUAGAUUCGAAUAUCAACAACGGUUUCCAGCCUGCUCGUGUCGUGAUGAACACGGCUUCGACGCCUUUGAACGCAAGCUUAGACAUACUGCUCACAUGGGAACCAGUUAACCCUUUGUGGAAGUUCUACGUGUACAUGCACUUCUCUGAAGUUGAAGAGAUACCAAGCAACGAGACGAGAGAGUUCUCGGUGAUUUGGAAUGAUAAAACUAACUUGUAUGAUAAGUUUAGCCCUCGUUUCUUGUACACAGACACACUUUUCGUUCAGAAACCUGUCACAGGACCGAGACACGAGUUUCUUUUCAAACAAACAGAUAAAUCUACGCUCCCACCAAUCAUUAACGCCAUUGAGACAUAUCGUGUCAACGAGUUUCUUCAGUCGCCUACUGAUCAACAAGAUGUUGACGCAAUUAUGAGAAUCAAGUCCAAGUAUGGAGUGAAGAAGAGCUGGCUUGGAGAUCCUUGUGCACCUGUAAACUACCCUUGGAGGGAUAUUAGCUGCAGCUAUGUGGUUUUGUUUCUGUCUCUUUCUCUCCUGUUCUCACAAGAGUUGUUUGAUUUGCAGGAGUUUAUCCUCAAGUGGCUUGACUGGCGAGAUUGA